Molecule: messenger RNA, 1607 nt
Organism: Drosophila bipectinata
Lineage: Eukaryota; Metazoa; Arthropoda; Insecta; Diptera; Drosophilidae
Source: RefSeq, a predicted model, not a curated record
AUUAUUUUAAAAUUGACAGCGGCAAUGGGUGGAACGCGAUGCAUUUUCCGCGACUGCACUGUUACUUCAAAACGCCACCCAAAGAUGCACUUCUUCAAAUUACCGCUUCGUGAUUCCAAGCGACUUGGCGCAUGGCUAAAGAAUGGUGGCAAGGAGCAUAUUUUGAAUGAUCCAAAUAAGAAAUUGGAUUGCAGGACUGUUUGUGCACGUCAUUUCCGCAUAGAAUGCUUUAUGAACUACAAAAUGAACAGGUUGCUACCUCAGGUUACUCCUACGCUCAUCCGGAUAAACAAAAGUUUAGCUAUCGACUUGGACAAUUUGGAUGAAAACGGCGAUGCAGUGCUUGUCAAACUGGAGACUCCACAGCAACCACAUCUAAUAGCUCCUAAUGAUUUCGACUGUCCGUUGGGGUUGAACGAUACUAGCGAUUGUGGCCAGGAAAUAUGGAACCCAAUGGCGCCACAAAAGGACCAAACAGCUAAAAAUCAAGAAGCAUCUGACAGCAGCCGAUGUGAUGAGGCCCUUUUAAGCUGUGAAGAUAGGCUGGCGCAGGAUGAUGAUCAGCCACAAACGGCAAAGGAUGAAAAUCAUCUGCAGGAUGACUCCAUUUCGCAACCCAACGUUUCGAAAUCCAAGGAAAUCCUUAGCCCCAUUUUAGUAAAGCUAGUGGGACGAAACAAGGAACUAAAAGUACAAAAACUUACUUCUUGCAAUCAAUUGAAGCAACUUAAACCGCAGUACCUGGAGCCGUAUAAAAGUACAAAGUGUGUAAAAACUGGAAAGGAAUCAGCCGCACCAGAGACCAAUUGCUCAAAAUACGAACAAAUUAUUCUCGAGACAUACGAGGAUAUGGAAACAGACCAAAAUAAUUUGGACCCAUAUGAGAGUAUUAAAUCUUCAAAUGAAGAUCACAAGGAACUUUCGGGAAUAGAGGCAUCAACUCAGACUUUACCAGAGGAUCACGAGAUACAGGCGCAAAUUGACGCAGAAUCUCAAACAUUACCAGAUGAUCAAGGAAUACCACCCCGAAUAGAAGCAGAAACUCAAACUUUACCUGACGAUCAAGAGAAACUAGCGCGAUUCGAGGCAGAAACUCAAACCUUGGAGGAGGAGCCGACUCGGGACCAGCUUUUGUUACAGUAUAGUCAAUUAAAAUCUGAUUAUGAGAAGAUUAUAAAGGAAAAUUCUCAACUAAAGCUUGCGCAUUCAGAACAGCCCAAAAUACCAACCUCUAACAAAUCGGCAGCCAACUCUUUGACCAAGCCGCAGCUAUACAUGGCCAUAAAGAAGUAUCUGGGGCCCACGAUGGCGGCUUUGUUGCGCAUAGAAUUAUUUGGAGGAUCUGAAGAUAGAUCCUGGAAGGAAGACGAACAGGAAUUUGCGGUGGAGCUCCUACAACUAGGUGAGGAGGUUUAUAAGUACUGUUGCGAUGAAUGGCGAUUCCGACUACCUCCUCUACGACUGGCUCGGACCUGGUUAGAAACAGAGAAUCAAACGUCAAAAGACGACGAGACGCUAGAUUUAUAACACUAAUUAUUCGAUACACCCUCCAAUGUUCAUCAUGUUCAAAUUUUCUAAUCCAAUAAAUCAUGACCUCAUAAACUAUA